UUCUUCCCCAUCCAAAAAAAAAAAAAAACAGCUGAUAUUUUAUUUCAAACCCAGCUGACUGAGUAAAUGUCUAACAGUGAAUGGUGAGUGCCACAGAAUGAGAUUCCGAAAUUCAGCUUCGACCCAUUCGGCAGAAAGGAGUUUGCGCAGAAAACGCCACCAGGGUUACUGGCAUCGAACAGAAGACCAACAAAAGCCAAUGACGAUAACAGCAGCAGCAACAAAAACAACAACAACACCACCAAAAGAUAUCACAUGUUGAGUAAGAAUACUGCAGAAUGACAAACCGACUUGCAGGCACUUGGCCAGCCGCCUGUCGGCCACCCAACAAUGUUGUAAUACCAAUAACCUCUUUCCCUUCAUUUGAAUGUCACCCCCCUUGCGUCGCUCCGUUCCCCUCUCGUGGUGCUUCUUGGCCACAGAAAGUAAUUGGAAACUUUGUAUGUGUCAGGCAGGCCAGUAUCGAAGGAUGGGAAAAGGGGCGGGGAGGAGGAGGAUGUGUUGGGGCACAGAAAAAAAGCUUCGACCUGGUAGUACAACUGCCAAAAGCUGUGACCACCAAUUCAGUAUUAAGCGAACUGUGAGCUUAAAAAGGCAGAACCCUAAAAAUAACAACAAUUAAAUCAAUAUAAAGCCGGUUAAAGGAAAGAAAUAUAGGCAAAAAUACAUAAAUCAAUCUGUGUGUGGAAAAGCCAACGGCCAACAACAGCAGCAGCAAAAGUAAUUGGAGAAAAAUCUCUGCAAUUCGUGUGUACGUGUGUGUGCGUGUCCAUGCAAUGACAUGACAUGAAAAUAUGUUAAAAAUCUUGUGAAAUUCUCCGAUUCUCCAAAAGAAAUAAAUUCAGACUCAAUUCCUUGGGAAAAAAAGACUGACCGAACGAAUUGACUGAUUGAAAAAUUAUUACUGCAGCUGAGCCAAGCAUCCAACCAACCGAGAAAGGGGCAAAAGGCCAAGAAAAAAAUUAUAUAUCCGACACCCCUGCGUCGCUACGACACCAGAGAAAAAAAGAGUUCUUUAAAGUUUAGCAAAAAAAUCAAUAUCCGUCUAAAGUUUAUUUCGGUUUCGCCACGAAAGGAAAAUAAAUUAUUAUGAAAUAAAUACGAAAUUAUUUAUGUGAGAUUUUCUUGGAAGCCAAAACAAACCCAGGCAAGCAGAAAAAAAAUCUGGAAAAAACCAAAAAAUAAAACGAACCCCUUUAAAGCACACCUUAUUAAAGUUGUAUAAGAAGCAACAACAAAACCCAGGAUAUUUUCCAACCAAAGCCAGCAAGCAGCGAAGCAGGCAAAAAAGUCCAUUUUAUGUGUCUAAAGCUUAAGUGAUAAUAAAAACCAAAUUAGUAAAUUCGUAAAACCAAAAAAAUAAUAAAAAAUAUAUUCAAUUGCCUAAACGCUUUAACGCUAGUCGAAAAGAAAAUAUAUACGUAAAAGCCGAAGCUAAGCAUCAGCAGCCGCAGCCAAAAAAAAAAACCAACAACAAAAAAUUAAUGCUUUUUCUUCUCCAUCCAUUGUAAGACAAUUUUGCAAAGUUUUUUUUUUGUCGAUAAAUUAAAGCCAGAAAAACACCAGCAUAAUUGUAAUUCUAAUAUAGAAAAAAAAUCCAAAAUCCAACAAGAAUAUCAGCUUAAAACUAAGAUUUACAAAUUUUAAAUGAUAUUUAGCAGCCAAUACUUUAUAAAGAAAACCAACAAAUCCAACAUCAUUCAAUGAACAACUAAACCAAAACAGCAGCAGUACUUAACCAAAAGCAAAAACAAAACCAAAAAAAACCGAAAAAAAUAUUCAUGCAAAUUUUGAAAAACAAUUUCAAUUAAAAUCUCCAAUCAGCAAAUCUCCCAGAGAAAACCAAAACCAAAAAAUAAUUUCCAUUGAACAAAACAGAAAAAAAUUUUAAAAAAGAUUAAUUAGAAACUAAGAAGUCCAGUUUUUUGAGAUUAAUAAACAAAAUCACGCCAUUUACAAAAAAAACCCAAAAAAAAAGAAAGAAAAAAAUUAACACUUCAAACUAAAAGCAACAGCAAAGUUAAGCUUCAUAACGAAAACCAAAAAAAAAAAAAAAUAAAUCGCAUAUUAAAGAAAAGUGAAGUGAAUUUUCCGAAAAGAGAAAGAAAAACUCCCUGCAAAGCUCUUUCCAGUCGAAGAGAGCGAGCAAAUCCUCUGCAAACGCCAAACUUUGCAAGAGAGCCCAAUCCAGAGCGAGUGUGUGUGCGCGCCAGUGAGUAGCAGCCAAGUGUCUUGUGUGCGGCAUACUGCAACAAUUUGUGGCAACUUGGCAAGCAGUCUGCCCCAACAAUUGCCGCAGAUCGCAACCCAAAGCAAGCAAACCAAAGAAGAACAAUCUCUUCAGUAUUACCAAAGCGGACACACCAAGUGUUAAUCCACAAAAAAAAAAAAAAAACAAAAAAACAAAACAAAUUUAAUUUAAAAUAAAUCCAUGUGAAAUUGUAAAUUUCACAAAAUUUGUAAAAAAAAAGAGCAAAGAAAAUUCAAUUUUCUUGAGUGUACAAAAACAAAAGUAUUUUGAAAGAAACGUUUUUUUAAAAAAAGAACUGAACAAAGACUGAUGGUUUGAAAUUACUUUCCCAAGGGAAAUAAAUUGUUGAAAUAUUGUGUUAAGCAAAGCAAAGGAGGGAACCCCACUCUCCCUCUCUCUGUAUCUCAGUGAGCAAAUCUCCUAACGGUUGAUGUUUUCAAGUCAAACGGAAUUGUGAGAUUGUGAUUUUGGAAAUCCAAAAAAGAAAAACAGAAAACCAAGCCAUAAAAGACAAUUCAACGUUCCUCAAUAGCUUUGUGAGCAAGUGCAAGCGGUUUUUUUGCUAAGAACAACUUAAAACUUCGUUAAGAACGAUCUGUGAUGAGCGAUCAGGUGAAAAUGAAUGGCAAUGGAGGUGGUGACUCGGCCGCCGCUGCCGCCGCCAUUGACCCUCAUAAUGGCAAUCCUCAGGAAACUACUGUGGACUCUGCGGCCAAUGGCAGUGUCGAUGUGGCCAAUGGCAAUGGUGGUGUGGCCCAACAGCCGCAGAGUUUGGAUUUAAGUGGAGCCGGUACUGCUGGUGGUAGUGGUGUUGGAGGAGGUGUGGCUGCUGCUGCUGCAGGCGGAGAUGCCGCUUCGAUGGCUGGUGACGAUGCUGGCACCGAUGCCGGGGCCAGCUCUAUACCACCCUCGGAAGCUGGUGGUCGUCCACCCCUGGAUACGGUGGGCUCUGAAGGUGGCGGUCCUUCGAGCAUGGGUGGCAUGGUUGGUCCACCAAGUCCUUUAACCGGUUGUUAUUUAUUGAUCAUUUUGGGUGAGCCGCAUUCGGAGGAGCAUAAGGAUAAUAUCUUGCAGCAUUUGCUAAAGGGUUUCCUCUCAUGGGACGUAGCUGAUUGUCAUGUCGAUUUGGAAGAGGAACUGAAUACCAUAACCAAACAUGCACCCGAGGGAGAGGAAGCACGUUAUGGCGAACGACUCAUUCAGUACGCUAGCGAGAAUCUAGUCACUGAAGUUUUGAUACAUCCCCAGUACAAUACUCUUAUACAAUGUAUGCGCAACAUGUUGAGCAGCUUCACCAGGCAUCGUCACAUCAUCCACGCUGGUUAUACCUUUUCCGGCAAUGGUUCCUGGAUACUACAGGAUGGAACCUUUUCGGUUGGUGACUUUGCCGAAGCUUUUCAAGAACAUGAUGUCCAGAGAGUUAUUCGAGCUUAUGCCGAUACCAUCACCAUGAACAUCCACUGUGCUGACGCUGGCCUCUGGCACACAUUGCCCGACAAAAGCUAUGCUCGCCUCUGCAAGAUCCGCAUUAAUCCCGUUGACGUUUUAGACACCAGCAGUGAGAGCAUCAAUGCUUUUAUAGAUUACUUGGCGCCCAUGCUGGUGCCCACCUCCAUACGUGAGCUACUCGAGACCUCAGACGUUGUUGGCAACAUACGCUUUACCCACCCCACGCUUUAUGUCUUCCCCGGCGGCCAGGGUGAUGCCGCCCUCUUCGGGAUCAACGGCUUCAAUAUGUUAGUCGAUGGUGGCUUCAAUCGCAAAGCCUGCUUUUGGGAUUUUGUUCGCCAUUUGGAUCGCCUGGAUGCUGUGCUCAUGACCCGCCUCAACAACAGCAACAUCCAGGGUCUCAGUUCGGUGGUCGAGCGCAAACGCGAUGCCCCCGUCUAUCCCCAAAUUGGCCACUUCUUUUCCAACAUACCCGACCGCAAGGGUGGCUUGCCCAGUCCCGACGGCGACAAGGAUCGCAAUCCCCUGUUGAUAGAUCUCUUCGAGAGAGGCCAUAAUCUAGUCAGUGACUUAAAGUCGUUAGAUUUAAAACCCCAAACCUGUUACAGAGCACCCGAACCCAUCAACCUGUACCACAAGGUGGGACACGGCACCUUGGACAUGUACGUGAUAAGUCCCUCGCGUGAUUCACGCGAAGUCAAGGAAUUCCUGCAGAAGUGGAACUCGGGCGAUCAGCGCCUAUUUGCCGCCCGAGACUCCAAGGACUUCAAUUUCCCCCUCCAAAAUCUGGUUUCGAUUUGUGCCCUGCUCGUCUGGCAGCCAGCCAAUCCCGAUGAUACCAUCACCCGUAUCCUCUUCCCCGGCUCCACACCCGACUACAAGAUCCAAGAGGGUCUGGAGAAAAUCAAACACCUGGAAUUUAUGAAGCACUCAACCUGCACUGCCAAAUCAAUUGCACCUGCCAUUCAGACUGUCGUGACCACCCGCAAAACUCUCAAGUCUGCCAUCGAGCCAUCAGGACCAAUCAUGCCCUCGAAGCCGGGCAGGUUUGUGCCUCCAGCAGCAACAGCGGCCACUCUGGCCACCAUGCAGCAGCAAGACAACAAAAUGAAGGAAUCGGUCUCCUCGGUGGUGGCCGAAGAGGAGAAGAUUGAGAAAAUCUACCAGGAGGAAGAGAAAAUGGCUGCCUUCAAAAAGAAGGAAGAUUCAAUCGAAACCGCCGAUGAACAGGCUGUCGAAACUGGCGACGAAGCGAUGCCUGAACAAGUGGCAGAAACAACCAGCAAAGAAGAGGAGGACCAAGUGGACCAGGCCAUAGAGGCCGAGGUGGACAACAAGGAGAGUACGGAGAAAAAGGUUGAGGUUGUCAUUGUCAAACCUCAACCCCAGGCUCCACCACCUGCCAAGGAGAUCAUUGAAACAGCCGAGCCCAUAAAACCCGCCAAACCCAUCAAGGCCAAGGCAGACAAACCCAGAGCCGAGGUUAAGCCCUUGGUGCGCUCACGCAUCGACACACGGCCACCCAAGUCAAUGGAACGCAAGGUUGUCAAGAAGGACGAAAAGAAGAGCUCGCCCACGGCAACGCCACGAAAACAAGAUUCUGCCAAACCACCAACCAGGGAAGUGAAGGCCAAGGUUGGAAGUCGUCCAGCUAAAGCCAGUCCCAGCAGUACGCCGGCCAAGAGUGCCAAAGAGGCCAACAACCGCAAGGUCUUCGAAUCCAAGCAACAGUCCAUUCGCCAGACCUCAACCACCACCAGCACCCGAAGAGAAACAACCCGCUCCACAGUUAGCAGCACCGAAAAGCGGGAAACCAAGACAGCUGAGCCCCGCAAGCCAAUCUCCAGGAGGCCACGUGGUGCAUCGCCUUCGAAGCGCGCUCCUGGCAGCCCUGUCAAAGCUGUCAAGCCCAAAGCUGCCGACCUCAAGAAAGCCCGCCUGGACAAGGGAGGCACCACAGACUCCAGCCUGGUGUCAACACCAUCCGCCGAUGAUGCCGCUGCUGCCAAAAAGCUCCAAGAGCUUACCGCCUCCCAGGAGUUGGAUGUGGAGAAACAACGUGAACUGGACGACCUCAAGGAGGAACAGGAGGUGGUGAGAGAAAUUGAAGCCGUCUUCUCGCGUGACGAAAUGAAACGGCAUCAACAAAUCAAGGCUGAGAUCCGUGAGGUCACCAAGCAGGAUAGUACCACAGAAGCCGAGGAAGACGAUGAGUACUUGAUCAUCGAAAAGGAGGAAAUCACCGAGGACUCCAUCGUCGAACAGGAGGAGAGCAGUGUUACCAAAGAGGAGGAGAUUCAAAAGCACCAGCGAGACUCUCAAGAAUCCGAAAAGAAACGCAAACGCAGCGCAGAAGAAGAAAUCGAAGCUGCCAUAGCCAAGGUCGAAGCCGAAGAGCGCAAGGCCAAGUUGGAGACCGAACCAAGCGCCCCUCCUCCAGAAAGUCCUGAGCCCGAUGAAACAGCCCAAGAAGUGGAAGCUGACGACGAAGCCGAGGCCGAAGCCAAAGAAGAAGCUGAAGUGGCCGAAAAGGAAAUUGAAGCCGACGCUGAUGCAGAUACCAAGCUGGAACUCACGACCGCCGUCGAAACAGAAAUCAAGGCUGAAGUCCAAGAAAUCAUCACCACAGCCAAAGAAAUUGUUACCUCUAAAACUGAUGAACAUUUGGCCAAGACAGAGGAGGACAUUUCUUCGGUUACGCCAGACGAACGCAUCAGCAGUGCCAAAAAGACUUCCGACACCAAGGACGACUUGGUGGGCUUGCCAGUUGAAGUAAUUCCAGCCAACUUGCAGGAAAGCCUGCCCGAAGAAAGAUUCUCGGCCACAAUAGAAUCGGGUGCCACCACAGCCCCCACUCUACCUGAGGAUGAACGCAUCCCACUCGAUGAAAUCAAGGAAGACCUGGCCAUUGAAGAGAAAUACGUCAAAGAAGAAACCAAAGAAGUUGAAGCCGUUGUUGCCUCGGUCAGUGCCCUGACGUCCAUCAUUCCCCCAUCGGAAACCAGUGCCGAACCAAAGGAAAUUCUAGCUCAGAAAUAUACCGACCGUAUUGUGGCUGGUAUUGGCACCGCCGAGCGCAUCUUACCCAUCAAAAUGGCCUACGAUUCGCAACAGAUGCGAGACGUUGUCAAAACUCCCGAUGAGGUCGCUGACCUGCCUAUGCACGAAGAAGCCGAUAUGGGUCUGUACGAAAAGGACGCGCAGGAAUCAGGCAAGUCCAUUUCCCACAAAGAGGAACUGGCCAAAGAAGAAAAAGAGGAAGAAGAAAAGGUCACCGAAAUCGAAGAGGAAGACGAAGAAGCUGAUGAAGCAGAAAAGGACACGAAAGUGACUAAAGAAGACGAUGAAGAGGCCCAAGAAACCGUAACAGCCGUCCAACAGGAAGAUGAGACUAAAGACCAAGUUCCUUCCCCAACAGACAAAGGCCCAGCCUCUCCAGGUGACGCUAAAAAAAUAGUCGAGGAAGACGAGUCUCGAGAUGUCGAAGAAACCGCCGUUGAGGUGAGGGAAGAAAUCACCGUCGUGAAGGUAGCCGAAGUCAAGGAGGCAAAGAAACCUUUAGCAUCGCCUGAAGAGAAGGAAGUUAGCGAAAUUACCUCGGAAGAUGAAAUCCCCGCCCAAAUGCCCUCAUCAAAGGCCAGGAAAGAGGAAAAGUUAGAGGACACCGUCUCCGUCGAAAGUCCCCCAACAAUUGAGGAAGCCAUUGAAGUUGAAGUGCAAAAGUCCUUGCAAGGAAGUCGCAAGCCAUCCGUGGAGACAUCCAAGAAACCCUCAGCUGAAGUUUCCAAAGAAACCUCGCGUCGAGAAUCUGUCUCAGAAAAAACAGCCGCAUCUAAGGAAACUUCAAGACCUGAAUCUGUAGUCGACGAGGACAAGUCGAUGCAAGAAUCUAAGGAGCACUCACGACGCGAAUCCGUAGCUGAUGCCGAAAAGAUAGCCAAGUCAAAGGAACCUUCUGAGAGCGCUUCAGUCGGUGAAGCUUCCCGCAAGAGUUCAGUCGAAGAAAGUGAAAAGGCCAAGAUGUCUGGAGCAGCGUCAAGGGAGCCAUCCCGACCUGCUUCAGUAACUGAAAGUGAUAAACAGGAAAAAUCUGUUGUGGAAAGCGAGAAGGCAGACCUUACCGUGGUUUCACGAAAAACUUCGGUUAUAGAGACUGAAAAGGAACAGACGAUAGCAUCUGCUGAGGUAUCGGAAGAGCCAUCCGAGGCGGCUUCGGCAGCUGUCAGUGAAAAGGAUGACAAAUCACCCAUAGCUUCCAGGAAACCAUCUACUGUGGCUGAAAGCGAGAAGGAAUCGAAAGAACAUUCCAGACCUACAUCCGUCGCCGAAAGCAAAGAGGAGGAGCAGGAUGUGGAAUCGACCAUUGCUUCAAGAAAGGUAUCUGUGGUGGAGAGUGUCAAGGAUGCCAAGCCUGCCGACGAAUCCAAGGCACCAUCAGAGGCUGUGUCAGCCGCUGUUAGUGAAAAGGAUGAAAAAUCGCCAAUAGUCUCCAGGAAGCCCUCUGUGGCGGAGAGUGUCAAAGAUUCUAAGUCGGCCGAAGAAUCAAAGGCACCAUCGGAAGCAGCUGUUAGUGAAAAGGAUGAGAAGUCACCAACAGUCUCCAGGAAGCCAUCUGUGGUGGAAAGUGUCAAGGAUACCAAGUCAGCCGAAGAAUCAAAGAUGCCUUCGGAAGCGGUGUCAGCAGCUGUUAGUGAAAAGGAUGAGAAGUCUCCAGCAGCCUCCAGGAAGCCAUCUGUGGUGGACAGUGUCAAAGAUGCCAAGUCAGCCGAAGAAUCAAAGGCACCUUCGGAAGCAGCUGUUAGUGAAAAGGAUGAGAAGUCUCCAACAGUCUCCAGGAAGCCUUCCGUUGCAGAAAGCGAAAAGAAAUCUGCUGAAGAGUCUAAAGAACCAUCGCGGCCAACUUCCGUCACUGAAAGCAAAGAAGAAGAUAAAUCUCCAACCAUUUCUGUAGUGGAGAGUGUCAAGGAUGCCAAGUCGGCCGGGGAAUCAAAGGCACCAUCGGAAACUGUGUCAGCAGCUGUUAGUGAAAAGGAUGAAAAGUCACCAACAGUUUCCAGGAAGCCAUCUGUGGUGGAGAGUGUCAAAGAUGCCAAGUCAGCCGAAGAAUCAAAGGCACCUUCGGAAACUGUGUCAGCAGCUGUUAGUGAAAAGGAUGAAAAGUCACCAACAGUUUCCAGGAAGCCAUCUGUGGUGGAGAGUGUCAAAGAUGCCAAGUCAGCCGAAGAAUCAAAGGCACCAUCGGAAACUGUGUCAGCAGCUGUUAGUGAAAAGGAUGAGAAGUCUCCAACAGUCUCCAGGAAGCCUUCCGUUGCAGAAAGCGAAAAGAAAUCUGCUGAAGAGUCUAAAGAACCAUCGCGGCCAACUUCCGUCACCGAAAGCAAGGAGGAAGAGAAAUCUCCAACUGUUUCUAGAAAAGAAUCUGUGGUGGAAAGUGUCAAGGACGCCAAGUCGACCGAAGGAUCUAAGGCACCAUCGGAAGCUGUGUCGGCCGCUGUUAGUGAAAAGGAUGAGAAGUCACCAUCAGUCUCCAGAAAGCCAUCGGUGGUGGAAAGUAUCAAGGAGGCUUCAAAAGAGCCGUCGGAGGCUGCCGUAAGUGACAAAGAUGAGAAGCCCCCAACUAUCUCCAGAAAACCAUCCGUUACCGAUGGUGAAAAGAAAUCCGCAGAAGAAACAAAAGAAUCUUCUCGACCCACUUCCGCAGCUGAAAGCAAGGAGGGAGAGAAAUCUCCAAUUCUGUCGAGAAAAGAAUCUCCAAUCGAAAGUGUAAGGUUAACUGAAUCAUUUAAAGAGCUAUCAACGCCAGGACACACAACUAUCAGCCAUGAGGGUGAGAAAUCUCCCCUUGCAUCAAGGAAGCCUUCUGUAGCUGAGAGCGAAAAGAAAUCGGCUGAGGAAUCUAAGGAAGCUUCCCGACCAACAUCAGUCGCCGAAAGCAAAGAAGAAGAUGAGAAAUCUCCUCUUGCAUCACGGAAGGCUUCAGUGGCUGAGAGCGAAAAGAAAUCGGCUGAGGAAUCUAAGGAAGCCUCCCGACCAACAUCAGUCGCCGAAAGCAAAGAAGAAGAUGAGAAAUCUCCUCUUGCAUCAAGGAAGCCUUCAGUGGCUGAGAGCGAAAAGAAAUCCGUCGACGAAUCCAAAGAAGUUUCUCGACCAACAUCAGUUGCCGAAAGCAAAGAGGAAGAGAAAUCUCCUCUUGCAUCACGGAAGCCUUCAGUGGCUGAAAUCGAAAAGAAAUCAGCUGAGGAAUCUAAGGAAGCUUCCCGACCAACAUCAGUUGCCGAAAGCAAAGAGGAAGAGAAAUCUCCUCUUGCAUCAAGGAAGCCUUCAGUGGCUGAGAGCGAAAAGAAAUCCGUCGACGAAUCCAAAGAAGUUUCUCGACCAACAUCAGUUGCCGAAAGCAAAGAGGAAGAGAAAUCUCCUCUUGCAUCACGGAAGCCUUCAGUAGCUGAAAGCGAAAAGAAAUCAGCUGAGGAAUCUAAGGAAGCUUCCCGACCAACAUCAGUCGCCGAAAGCAAAGAGGAAGAGAAAUCUCCUCUUGCAUCAAGGAAGGUUUCAGUGGCUGACAGCGAAAAGAAAUCGGCCGAGGAAUCUAAGGAAGCCUCCCGACCAACAUCAGUUUCCGAAAGCAAAGAAGAAGAAGAGAUAUCCCCUGUUGCAUCAAGGAAGGCUUCAGUGGCUGAGAGCGAAAAGAAAUCCGUCGACGAAUCCAAAGAAGUUUCUCGACCAACAUCAGUUGCCUCAAGCAAAGAGGAAGAGAAAUCUCCUCUUGCAUCACGGAAGCCUUCAGUGGCUGAGAGCGAAAAGAAAUCAGCUGAGGAAUCUAAGGAAGCUUCCCGACCAACAUCAGUCGCCGAAAGCAAAGAGGAAGAGAAAUCUCCUCUUGCAUCAAGGAAGCCUUCAGUGGCUGAGAGCGAAAAGAAAUCACCUGAGGAAUCUAAGGAAGCUUCCCGACCAACAUCAGUCGCCGAAAGCAAAGAAGAAGAUGAGAAAUCUCCUCUUGCAUCUAAGGAAGCUUCCCGACCAACAUCAGUCGCCGAAAGCAAAGAAGAAGAUGAGAAAUCUCCUCUUGCAUCAAGGAAGCCUUCUGUGGCUGAGAGCGAAAAGAAAUCCGUCGACGAAUCCAAAGAAGUUUCUCGACCAACAUCAGUCGCCGAAAGCAAAGAGGAAGAGAAAUCUCCUCUUGCAUCAAGGAAGCCUUCUGUAGCCGAGAGCGAAAAGAAAUCCGUCGACGAAGCCAAAGAAGCUUCUCGACCAACAUCAGUUGCCGAAAGCAAAGAGGUAGAAAAAUCUCCUCUUGCAUCAAGGAAGCCUUCUGUAGCUGAGAGCGAAAAGAAAUCAGCAGAGGAAUCUAAGGAAGCCUCUCGACCAACAUCAGUUGCCGAAAGCAAAGAGGAAGAGAAAUCUCCUCUUGCAUCAAGGAAGCCUUCUGUAGCUGAGAGCGAAAAGAAAUCAGCAGAGGAAUCUAAGGAAGCCUCUCGACCAACAUCAGUUGCCGAAAGCAAAGAAGAAGAAGAGAAAUCCCCUGUUGCAUCAAGGAAGGCUUCAGUGGCUGAGAGCGAAAAGAAAUCCGUUGACGAAUCCAAAGAAGCUUCUCGGCCAACAUCAGUUGCCGAAAGCAAAGAAGAGGGAGAGACAUCUCUUCUAGCAUCAAGGAAGCCUUCUGUAGCUGAGAGCGAAAAGAAAUCAGCAGAGGAAUCUAAGGAAGCCUCCCGACCAACAUCCGUCGCCGAAAGCAAAGAAGAAGAGAAAUCUCCUGUUGCAUCAAGGAAGCCUUCAGUGGCUGAGAGCGAAAAGAAAUCGGGCGAGGAAUCCAAAGAAGCUUCCCGACCAACAUCAGUUGCCUCAAGCAAAGAGGAAGAGAAAUCUCCUGUUGCAUCAAGGAAGCCUUCAGUGGCUGAGAGCGAAAAGAAAUCGCCUGAGGAAACUAAGGAAGCCUCCCGACCAACAUCAGUCGCUGAAAGCAAAGAAGAAGAUGAGAAAUCACCUCUUGCAUCAAGGAAGCCUUCAGUGGCUGAGAGCGAAAAGAAAUCGGCUGAGGAAUCUAAGGAAGCCACCCGACCAACAUCAGUCGCCGAAAGCAAAGAGGAAGAAAAAUCUCCCCUUGCAUCAAGAAAGGCUUCAGUGGCUGAGAGCGAAAAGAAAUCCGUCGACGAAUCCAAGGAAGCCUCCCGACCAACAUCAGUUGCUGAAAGCAAAGAAGAGGAAGAUAAAUCUCCUUUUGCAUCAAGGAAGCCUUCAGUGGCUGAGAGCGAAAAGAAAUCGACUGAAGAAUCUAAGGAAGCCUCCCGACCAACAUCAGUUGCCGAAAGCAAAGAGGAAGAGAAAUCUCCCCUUGCAUCAAGAAAGGCUUCAGUGGCUGAGAGCGAAAAGAAAUUUGCCGAGGAAUCCAAAGAAGCUUCCCGACCAACAUCAGUUGCCGAAAGCAAAGAGGAAGAUGAGAAAUCUCCUCUUGCAUCAAGGAAGCCUUCAGUGGCUGAGAGCGAAAAGAAAUCCGUUGACGAAUCCAAAGAAGCUUCCCGACCAACAUCUGUUGCCGAAAGCAAAGAAGAGGUAGAGACAACUGCUCUUUCUUCAAGGAAGCCUUCUGUAGCUGAGAGCGAAAAGAAAUCGGCUGAUGAAUCUAAGGAAGCCUCCCGACCAACAUCAGUCGCCGAAAGCAAAGAGGGAGAGAAAUCUCCUCUUGCAUCAAGGAAGGCUUCAGUGGCUGAGAGCGAAAAGAAAUCGGCUGAGGAAUCCAAAGAAGCUUCCCGACCAACAUCUGUAGCUGAAAGCAAAGACGAAGAGAAAUCUCCUCUUGCAUCAAGGAAGGCAUCAGUGGCUGAGAGCGAAAAGAAAUCGGCUGAGGAAUCCAAAGAAGCUUCCCGACCAACAUCAGUUGCCGAAAGCAAAGAGGAAGAGAAAUCUCCCCUUGCAUCAAGAAAGGCUUCAGUGGCUGAGAGCGAGAAGAAAUCGGCUGAGGAAUCUAAAGAGCAAUCCCGACCAACAUCAGUUGCCGAAAGCAAAGAGGAAGAGAAAUCUCCUCUUGCAUCAAGGAAGCCUUCAGUGGCUGAGAGCGAAAAGAAAUCCGUCGACGAAUCCAAAGAAGCUUCCCGACCAACAUCAGUUGCUGAAAGCAAAGAGGAAGAGAAAUCUCCUGUUGCGUCAAGGAAGCCAUCUGUAGCUGAGAGCGAAAAGAAAUCGGCCGAGGAAUCCCAAGAAGCUACCCGACCAACAUCAGUUGCCGAAAGCAAAGAGGAAGAGAAAUCUCCUCUUGCAUCCAGGAAGGCUUCAGUGGCUGAGAGCGAAAAGAAAUCGGCUGAGGAAUCUAAGGAAGAAUCCCGACCAACAUCAGUCGCCGAAAGCAAAGAGGAAGAGAAAUCUCCUGUUGCGUCAAGGAAGGCUUCAGUGGCUGAGAGCGAAAAGAAAUCGGCCGAGGAAUCCAAAGAAGCUUCCCGACCAACAUCAGUUGCCGAAAGCAAAGAUGAAGAGAAAUCUCCUCUUGCAUCAAGGAAGCCUUCAGUGGCUGAGAGCGAAAAGAAAUCACCUGAGGAAUCUAAGGAAGCCUCCCGACCAACAUCAGUCGCUGAAAGCAAAGAAGAAGAUGAGAAAUCACCUCUUGCAUCAAGGAAGCCUUCAGUGGCUGAGAGCGAAAAGAAAUCGGUUGAGGAAUCUAAGGAAGCCACCCGACCAACAUCAGUCGCCGAAAGCAAAGAGGAAGAGAAAUCUCCCCUUGCAUCAAGAAAGGCUUCAGUGGCUGAGAGCGAAAAGAAAUCGGCCGAGGAAUCCAAAGAAGCUUCCCGACCAACAUCAGUUGCCGAAAGCAAAGAGGAAGAGAAAUCUCCUCUUGCAUCAAGGAAGGCUUCAGUAGCCGAGGGCGAAAAGAAAUCGGCCGAGGAAUCCAAAGAAGCUUCCCGGCCAACAUCAGUUGCCGAAAGCAAAGAGGAAGAGAAAUCUCCUCUUGCAUCAAGGAAGCAUUCAGUGGCUGAGAGCGAAAAGAAAUCCGUCGACGAAUCCAAAGAAGCUUCCCGACCAACAUCAGUUGCUGAAAGCAAAGAGGAAGAGAAAUCUCCUGUUGCGUCAAGGAAGCCAUCUGUAGCUGAGAGCGAAAAGAAAUCGGCCGAGGAUUCCCAAGAAGCUGCCCGACCAACAUCAGUUGCCGAAAGCAAAGAGGAAGAGAAAUCUCCUCUUGCAUCCAGGAAGCCUUCAGUGGCUGAGAGCGAAAAGAAAUCGGCUGAGGAAUCUAAGGAAGAAUCCCGACCAACAUCAGUCGCCGAAAGCAAAGAGGAAGAGAAAUCUCCUGUUGCGUCAAGGAAGGCUUCAGUAGCUGAGAGCGAAAAGAAAUCACCUGAGGAAUCUAAGGAAGCCUCCCGACCAACAUCAGUCGCCGAAAGUAAAGAGGAAGAUAAAUCUCCUCUUGCAUCACGAAAGCCUUCAGUGGCUGAGAGCGAAAAGAAAUCGGUUGAGGAAUCCAAAGAAUCUUCCCGACCAACAUCAGUCGCCGAAAGCAAAGAGGAUGAAAAGUCUCCCCUUGCAUCAAGAGAGGCUUCAGUGGCUGAGAGCGAAAAGAAAUCCGUUGACGAAUCCAAGGAAGCCUCCCGACCAACAUCAGUCGCCGAAAGCAAAGAAGAAGAUGAAAAAUCACCUCUUGCAUCAAGGAAGCCUUCUGUGGCUGAGAGCGAAAAGAAAUCGGCUGAAGAAUCUAAGGAAGCCUCCCGACCAACAUCAGUCGCCGAAAGUAAAGAGGAAGAUAAAUCUCCUCUUGCAUCACGAAAGCCUUCAGUGGCUGAGAGCGAAAAGAAAUCGGUUGAGGAAUCCAAAGAAGCUUCCCGACCAACAUCAGUCGCCGAAAGCAAAGAGGAUGAAAAGUCUCCCCUUGCAUCAAGAAAGGCUUCAGUGGCUGAGAGCGAAAAGAAAUCCGUUGACGAAUCCAAGGAAGCCUCCCGACCAACAUCAGUCGCCGAAAGCAAAGAGGAAGAGAAAUCUCCUGUUGCAUCAAGGAAGGCUUCAGUGGCUGAGAGCGAAAAGAAAUCGGCCGAGGAAUCCAAAGAAGCUUCCCGACCAACAUCAGUUGCCGAAAGCAAAGAGGAAGAGAAAUCUCCUCUUGCAUCACGGAAGCCUUCAGUGGCUGAGAGCGAAAAGAAAUCGGUUGAGGAAUCCAAAGAAGCUUCCCGACCAACAUCAGUCGCCGAAAGCAAAGAAGAAGAAAAGUCUCCCCUUGCAUCAAGAAAGGCUUCAGUGGCUGAGAGCGAAAAGAAAUCCGUUGACGAAUCCAAGGAAGCCUCCCGACCAACAUCAGUCGCCGAAAGCAAAGAGGAAGAGAAAUCUCCUGUUGCAUCAAGGAAGGCUUCAGUGGCUGAGAGCGUAAAGAAAUCGGCCGAGGAAUCCAAAGAAGCUUCCCGACCAACAUCAGUUGCCGAAAGCAAAGAGGAAGAGAAAUCUCCUCUUGCAUCCAGGAAGGCUUCAGUGGCUGAGAGCGAAAAGAAAUCCGUCGACGAGUCCAAGGAAGCUUCCCGACCAACAUCCGUCGCCGAAAGCAAAGAGGAAGAGAGAUCUCCUCUUGCAUCAAGGAAGCCUUCAGUGGCUGAGAGCGAAAAGAAAUCCGUCGACGAGUCCAAGGAAGCUUCCCGACCAACAUCAGUCGUCGAAAGCAAAGAGGAAGAGAGAUCUCCUCUUGCAUCAAGGAAGCCAUCUGUAGCUGAGAGCGAAAAGAAAUCGGCUGAGGAAUCUAAGGAAGCCUCCCGACCAACAUCAGUUGCCGAAAGCAAAAAGGAGGAGGAAUCUCCUGUUGCAUCAAGGAAGACUUCAGUGGCUGAGAGUGAAAAGAAAUCCGUCGACGAAUCCAAAGAAGCUUCCCGACCAACAUCAGUCGCCGAAAGUAAAGAGGAAGAGAAAUCUCCUCUUGAAUCAGGGAAGGCUUCAGUGGCUGAGAGCGAAAAGAAAUCGGCUGAUGAAUCUAAAGAAGCCUCCCGACCAACAUCAGUCGCCGAAAGCAAAGAGGAAGAGAAAUCUCCUGUUACAUCAAGGAAGCCUUCAGUGGCUGAGAGCGGAAAGAAAUCCGUUGACGAAUCCAAAGAAGCUUCCCGACCAACAUCUGUUGCCGAAAGCAAAGAAGAGGUAGAGACAACUCCUCUUUCUUCAAGGAAGCAUUCUGUAGCUGAGAGCGAAAAGAAAUCGGCUGAUGAAUCUAAGGAAGCCUCCCGACCAACAUCAGUCGCCGAAAGCAAAGAGGGAGAGAAAUCUCCUCUUGCAUCAAGAAAGGCUUCAGUGGCUGAGAGCGAAAAGAAAUCGGCUGAGGAAUCUAAGGAAGCCUCCCGACCAACAUCAGUUGCCGAAAGCAAAAAGGAGGAGGAAUCUCCUGUUGCAUCAAGGAAGACUUCAGUGGCUGAGAGUGAAAAGAAAUCCGUCGACGAAUCCAAAGAAGCUUCCCGACCAACAUCAGUCGCCGAAAGCAAAGAAGAGGAAGAUAAAUCUCCUCUUGCAUCAAGGAAGCCAUCUGUAGCUGAGAGCGAAAAGAAAUCCGUCGACGAGUCCAAGGAAGCUUCCCGACCAACAUCAGUCGCCGAAAGCAAAGAGGAAGAGAAAUCUCCUCUUGCGUCAAGGAAGCCAUCUGUAGCUGAGAGCGAAAAGAAAUCGGCUGAGGAAUCUAAGGAAGCCUCCCGACCAACAUCAGUUGCCGAAAGCAAAGAGGAAGAGAAAUCUCCUGUUACAUCAAGGAAGCCUUCAGUGGCUGAGAGCGAAAAGAAAUCCGUCGACGAGUCCAAGGAAGCUUCCCGACCAACAUCAGUUGCCGAAAGCAAAGAGGAAGAGAAAUCUCCCCUUGCAUCAAGGAAGCCUUCUGUAGCUGAGAGCGAAAAGAAAUCGGCUGAUGAAUCUAAGGAAGCCUCCCGACCAACAUCAGUCGCCGAAAGCAAAGAGGGAGAGAAAUCUCCUCUUGCAUCAAGAAAGGCUUCAGUGGCUGAGAGCGAAAAGAAAUCGGCUGAGGAAUCCAAAGAAGCUUCCCGACCAACAUCAGUUGCCGAAAGCAAGGAAGCAGAAGAGAAAUCUCCACUUGCAUCAAGAAAGGCUUCAGUGGCUGAGAGCGAAAAGAAAUCAGCUGAGGAAUCUAAGGAAGCCUCCCGGCCAACUUCUGUCGCUGAGAGCAAGGAAGAAGUGAAAUCCCCUGUCGCUGUUAGUGGUUUGACACUAAAGACGGUUUAUCCCGUCAUCAUUGACACCAUUUCUUCUCCCAUUGAUGAAGCUGCCAAAGAUUUAGACGAUGGCAAGCGUAAAAAAGAAGACUUUUCUUUAGAUCUCAGGAUUGGCGAUAAAGAAGACAAAUUGCCAACUUCUUCUAGCCCCGUAGAUGUUGCUGAAGGCGAUUUUCCACCUACCAGCGAAGACAAGGGCUCAGAACACCAUGCCGAUGUUGAUAUCUCCGCCACUGUUUCAUCACCAGUUGACAAGGCCGAUGGUUUCAGCGAAGAAAUUGAAAAGCUUGUUUCCUCUCAGAAGACUUCUCCUUCGGAACAAAUUUCUCCCGGCCACAUUGAAACCGUUUCCUCGCCAAUCGAUGAUGCCUUGAAAAUCACUGAAGAAGUCAUUGCCAAAAAAGAGGAGUUCUCAUUGCAGCUCACCUCUACUGAUGCCCUUGGCCACUUGCCAACAUCCUCAAGUCCGGUUGAUGUUGCCGAAGGUGAUUUUGAGAAAGAGGCAGAGAAAUUGGAUGAUAAACCUGAUUUAAAAUUCGAUGUCAAGGAUACAGCGUCUACCCCUGUUGACGAGGCCGCCGAACCAAGUGUCGUGGCUGACGUGAAGAAGCAAGAAGAUUCGCCAUCUCCAAAAUCGAAGGGCUUGUUCGAAUCGAUAACAGGAAUGGUUAAGGACAUCUUCACCAAAGAAACUGGAACUGUCGAUGAGGCUGUCACUGCCAUUGAAUCAUCUGUCGAUCAGUUGGGCAAGGACAUUGCUAAGAAGACCGAAGAGAUCAGUGAAACUGAACUUGCUAUCGAAUCAAGGAUUGAAGAUGUCAAAGACCAUGCCAAGUCGUUACUGGACAUUUCCUCCAAACUUGAUAUUCUCAAAGAUUCAGCAGCUCAUGCUGCCGAGGUUGUUGGCGAAAAAGCGGUCGAAGUUGAAGAAAAAGCCGGAGAAAUUCUUAAAUCUGAGGCAUCGGCACUGAAGGAUGAAUUAGAAAGCCAAAUGAAAUCUGGCAAGAAUGAAGUAGAGGAAGCUAAGAGUGUUAUCGAAUCGGCGGUGACAGCAGUCACCUCGGAAGCAGAACAUCUUGAACAAAAGACUGAAGAAGUGGUCAAAACUCUUUCUCAAACCUUGGAAGAAACAGUUUCUGAUUUGAAACAGACAACCGAACGUGUUGUGGCAGAAACCAAGGAGACCGUUGCCAGCAAAGCAGAGGAAAUUAAAGAAUCGGUGACUUCCGAAGUCACCGAAACUAUUUCACAGACUAAAGAUGCACUCGAAAAGCAAGUCACCUCGGUGACUGAGGAAGCCUCCAGCAAGCUGGAAGAAAUCAAAGACCAAAGCCAGGAAUUGACGAAAAUCGUAUCCGAAAGUGUUGUUGAAAAGGUUGCAGAGACCAAAUCCAAGGUCGAGGAAUUGAAGGAAUCAGUUACGGCCUCCAUCGAGGAAGCCAUUGAAGAAGUAACGGAAUUGAAAAAAGAAGCCGUGGAAGAACUUAAGAUGGCUGUGGUCUCAACAGCGGAAGCAAUUACCGAGAAGACAUCUUCGACUGUCGAGGAUGUCAAGACCACAAAGGCAUCUGUUAUUGAAACUGCUGCCACGGACAUUAAGGAUUCAGUGGCCGAGAAGGUCGAAGUUGUUGAAGAGAUUGUCAAAACCAAAGUUGAGACAUUGAGCCAAGAUAUGAAGUCAGCGACUAGUGAUUCCCUAGGAUUUACCACCGAACUUCGUGAAACCCACAUUACAACAAUGGAUGCAUCGCCCGACCUGAAGAUAACAGUGGUCGACAAGGACGAGCCCGUUUUGCAUGACAUCAAGGAAGAGGAAGAAGAACAUCGUACAAGCCCACCCUCCGAUGUAGCGCCUGUAUUGGGUGACGUUGCCGUACCCCGACCCGUAUCUCCACGGGAAGUUGAAGUUUUCAAGAUUGUAGCCGAUGUUGCCAAGGUUUUGAAAUCGGAGAAAGAUAUUACCGAGAUUAUUCCAGACUUUGACGAAAAAGAGCUGGAGGAGAAACUCAAAUCUGUGGAAGAACCUGAGGGUCCAACUGUUCAACGGAUGCUCGUCACGGCCAGCAGUGAAGACGGCGGAGAAGAGACGGAAAUAUGCCCCAAGGGCUCCAUUCAAUUUACACCAGCUCCCAUCGCAGAGGUGCCCAGCGAGAAGGACAAGCCCACCCUUGAAAAGGUUCCCAAGUCGGAAAUUGAGUCGGAAAAAUCAUCACCCGAACUAAAAUCCUCGGGACCUGCUUCAAUCGAAGAGAAAGACAAGAUCGAAGAGUCAGAAAAGGCCCAACUGCGAGGAAAGCGAGAUGUAAGUGGUCGCAAAGAAUCAACCUCCAGCAUGGAAUUGGAAUGGAGACGAGAAUCGGCCAUAAGUGCCUACAGUGAGAAGGAUUUGACCAAAGAUGAGGAUACUUUCGACAGCAAAGCCGACUUCUCGUCCAGUCCAUUCGAAGACAAGGACCGGCCAGAUUCGGCUGCCAGUCAGAUCUCAUCCAAGGACAAAGAAUUGCCACACGAAGUCGAAGAAACUGCAGCAAAGGAUAGCCGAAAAGAAUCACUGCUUUCCACAGCCGGAGAAGAGAUCAAGGAAGCAAUUGUUUCUCCCACUGUGUCGGUAGCCAGUGAAAAGGCUGCCAAAACUUCCGGUCGGGAAUCGGUCCUUUCGACAGCAGACAGCAAAGUUGAAGACAAAUCACCCACGCCAUCAGAUGCCAAGGAAUUAUCACGUCCUGCUUCCGAAGUUAGUGCCAAGGAGGACGACAGUACCGUGACAACGAAGGAGUCUGUGGCCGAAGACAAGGAUGUCAAAUCAACAGCCGAUCAGAAGGCAUCCUCCCGACCAGAAUCUGUAGUUUCCCAGGCAGAAAGCAAGGCUAGUGAGAAAUCUGCAGAAGUCCCCGAGGAAAAGGAAGUUUCACGCCCUGUGUCCGCUUCCAGCCAUGUCACAGACGCCGGCGAUUCGGUGUCCAGAAAAGAAUCAAUGAUUUCAACUACCGAAGAAAAGGCCUCUACAGAUGCCGCCUCCAGGAAAGAAUCAAUCGUUUCCGCUGCGGAUGAAAAGGCAGCAUCUCGGCCCGAAUCAGUAGUUUCACAAGCAGAGAGCAAAGCUAGUGAAAUAUCUGCGGCAACUGAAGAAAAAGAAACCUCACGCGCAGCCUCUGUCGCCAGCCAUGCUGACGCAACAGAUGUUGCUGACACCAUGUCCAGAAAAGAAUCGGUUAUCUCCGCUGCUGAAGAAAAGCCUGUGUCUAGACCAGAAUCAGUUGUGUCGCAAGCAGAAAGCAAAGUCAGCGAGAAGUCUGCAGGAUCCGUUGCUGAAGCUACAGAUGUUCUGUCCAGAAAAGAAUCUGUGAUUUCCACUGCUGAGGAAAAGUCACCCUCCAGACCAGAAUCAGCCAUCUCCCCAGCAGAAAGCAAGGCUAGUGAAAAAUCUAUUGUUUCCGAACAAAAGCAAGGUGAUUCUGAUGCCGUGUCUCGGAAGGAAUCUGUGAUUUCAAUAGCCGAUGAAAAACCAACAUCUAGGCCAGAAUCGGUUAUCUCACAAGCAGAAAGCAAAGCUAGUGAACCCAAAGAAGCUUCACGACCUACCUCUGCAGUCAGUCACGUUGAGGCCGAGGAAAAGAUUUCUUCGGAUGUUGCCUCAAGAAAAGAAUCAAUCGUUUCUGCCGCUGAAGAAAAACUAGCCUCUCGACCAGAAUCAGUUGUCUCCCAAGCAGAGAGCAAAACAAAUGAACAGAAAGAAGCAUCACGCCCGGCUUCGUCAGUCAGUCAGCCAGAGGUUGUUGAUGCCACAUCCCGAAAAGAGUCUGUGAUUUCAAGUACCGAGGAUAAGGGCUCUGCAGAUGCCGCCUCCAGGAAAGAAUCAAUAAUUUCCGCUGCCGAUGAGAAGAUGGCCUCUCGGCCAGAAUCAGUUGUUUCCCAGGCCGAAAGCAAAGCUAGUGAAAAGUCCGAACCCAAGGAGGAUGCAUCCAGAAAAGAAUCCGUUAUUUCUACCGCUGAUGAGAAACCAGUGUCAAGACCUGAAUCUGUUGCCUCCCAAGCGGAAAGCAAGGCUAGUGAAAAGUCAGCAGUAUCCGAGCAAAAGGAGGACACCAUGACCAGAAAAGAAUCCCUGAUCUCCGCUACUGAGGAGAAGACCACUUCCGCUGUGCCCUCAAGAAAAGAAUCAGUUGUUUCCACUGCCGAGGACAAGCCAAUAUCUAGACCAGAAUCAGUUGUUUCACAGGCCGAGAGCAAAGCCAGCGAAAAAUCAGCCGAACCCGAACAGAAGCAAGCUUCACGGCCCAGCUCUGUUACCAGCCAAGCUGAUGCUUCAGGUGUUCCUGACACCAUGUCUCGAAAAGAAUCUGUGAUGUCCACUGCCGAGGAGAAGACCCCUUCAGAUACUGCAUCGCGAAAGGAAUCCGUUGUCAGCGAAAAGCCAACAUCAAGACCAGAAUCAGUUGUUUCACAGGCCGAAAGCAAGGCAAGCGAAAAAUCUGUGGCAUCCGAACUGAAAGAAGACCACGCUGAUGACAUCUCCCGAAAGGAAUCAGUGAUUUCAUCCACUGGCGAAAAAGCCACUUCCGAUAUAGCCUCAAGAAAAGAAUCCAUGGUUUCCACGACGGAUGACAAGGCAACCUCCAGACCAGAAUCAGUUGUUUCACAAGCCGAUAGCAAGGCAAGCGAAAAAUCUGUUGCACCCGAGCAAAAAGAAGACGCGACGUCCAGAAAAGAAUCGCUAAUUUCAACCACUGGGGCAGAGAUAACAACCGACGUAACAUCGAGAAAAGAAUCUGUCGUUUCUAUUGCUGAUGAAAAACCGACCUCCAGGCCAGAAUCGGUUACCUCACAAGCCGAAAGCAAAGUAUCCGAACAAAAAGAAGCUUCCCGUCCUGUCUCUGUUGUCAGCCAUACCAGCGAGGUUGUUGAUACAACAUCCCGCAAAGAGUCUGUGAUAUCGGCAACUGAAGUUUCAGAGAUUGCCUCACGCAAAGAAUCCAUUACUUCUACGACUCAAGAAAAGCAAUCUUCGGAGGCUGGUGACGUGAUCUCCCGCAAAGAAUCUACAAUUUCUACAACCGUGGACCAAUCGACGACUUCAAGACCAGAAUCGGUGGUAUCACAGCCCGAUAGCAAGGCUGGUGAAAAGUCAGAUGAGAAGGUAGCCUCGACGAAGGAAGAGGAAAAAAUUAGCACUACCACAUCUAUUCUUGAUGCUGCCCACGAAUCAGCCGCUAAGAUCUCUUCGCUCAUAACCACCACAAUAUCAUCGACCAGCGAAAAACAAGAAAGCCUAGCAUCAGCCGUCUCCAGCUCUACAGAAAAACUAGAAUCGAUGGUUUCACAGACUGUAAGCAAGGCUAGUGAAAAGGCUGAGGAAAAGAUAGCCUCAACGAAGGAAGAGGAAAAGGUCGUAACAACCACAUCUAUUCUUGAUGCCGCCCAUGAAUCGGCCGCCAAGAUUUCCUCGAUUAUUACCACAACAAUCUCAUCGACCACCGGAACACAGCAAAGUGGCUCCACAGAAAGAUCAGAAUCGGUAGUUUCACAGGUCGAAAGCAAAGCUAGUGAAAAAUCUGAGGAAAAGGCUACCACACCACAAACAGAGGAAAAAGUUUCCACCACCACCACCUCAUCAGUUCUGGAUGCCGCCCAUGAGUCGGCCGCCAAGAUUUCCUCCCUUAUUACCACCACAGUCACAUCGACCAGCGAAAAACAAGAAAGCCUAGCAUCGGCCGUAUCCAGCUCCACAGAAAGCAAACAAAUCAUAACUGAGACAAGCCGUCUUUUGGCCAGUGAAGUGGCGAAGGCUUCCAGCGAAUCCCUGAAGAGCGUCAAGGUGGAAGUUGGUUCCCUACACGAGUCCGUCUCCAGCCAGGCAACAGACAAGGAAACCUCCAAGACCAUUGAAAGAGUAGAAUCUCUGACCCACGCUGAAGAUUCCCAAGCCUAUUCAGAGGAAUGCUCUUCCGAAUCGAUGGUUAGUGAAAUACAAACCUCGACUCAAACCAAACAAAAGUCAGAAAGCUCUUCGAUGUCAAUGGCCGAAACUUCGGUGAAGGAGAGCCUCAAGCAGACGGUUGAAGAAUUCCUGGCAACCGAAAAAAUCAUAUCCACCAAGGAAAGCAUGAGCACCCAGGAAGCACUCAAAUCGAAGGCCGGAACAUCGACAACCGUGACCACAACAUUCUCAGACAGUCGUCGUGCGUCCGGCUUGAGCCAGGCCAGCGAUGGACGCCAAACCCACAGUGAUGUUGAAGACGAAUCCGAGGAUGACGAGGAAAAGGCCCACAUCAAGGAGGGACGGUCCAAGUCAUUUGCCAAUAUAAUGACGACCAGCAUUUAUAAGCCAUCCGAACAGGUUAGCACUGCAGAAACUCUCGAAGAAGAGGAGACUUUGGAGGAGACCCUGUCACAAAUGAAGACUGCCUCAGUGCAAAUGUCCAUCAGCCAACAAAAGGCUCAGACGCUCACACAGAAAGAAUCGCUGACAUUGGCCCAGACCUAUGAACAUGAGUUGGCAGAUCGCAAAACACCACCCACAGCUCCAGUGAGUCCCGGUAUCAUUAAGACUACCACCACCACGACCACUGUCGGUGGUGGUGCAUCAGCCACAACUGGCACCAAGGUUGCCCUCACGGAGACCAUCACAACAACCACCACUUCGGCACAGGUCGCUCACACUGGACCCCUGUCGCCCAAGGAUAUUAGCGGCAAAUCAAGUCCAGGUGCAUUGACUUCAGAGAGCCAAUCGAUACCAACGCCCAUGGGUAGGGAAUCGCUGACUGAAACCCCUGAAUCCUCACCCAAGCCUACAUCACCCUUCCCCAGGGUAACCAAGGAGGAGCUCUCCUCAUCGACCGCCACAUUUGGCAGCACAGAACAGCAGGUCGAAUCCAGCACUGCAGCAACGGCCAUGUCCGCAAUGACCACAUCCAUGAUGCGCAAAGACUACGAAACCCUGCCCGACCUGCACGAGGUGCGUGGCAUCGAAAAGACAGCCGCACUCAGCGGCAGCACUGAGAAAAUCAUAACCACCACCAUCACCACAGUGACCAAGGUCAUCUCGGCCGAUGGCAAGGAAAUCGUUACGGAAGAAAAGACAAUCACCACCACAGACUCCACAGAUCCCGAGGGCGAAAAGGUCACGGUGACCACCACUCGCACCACCAGCGAAAGCGACAAGAGCGACGUGAUCCUGCCCAAAGAAGUAGCCAUGCUGCGAAGCAUGUACCGUUCUUCCACGCCCGGCAGCGAUGACACCAGCGACGACGAGGUGCCCGCCUCGCCACACUCGACCGGCUCGUUUGCCGGCGCCAGCAGCUACGAUCUACAGCGUUCCGGCUCGGGCAUAAGCAAACGUUCCGACUUUGAAAUCGACGAGAGCCAAGAUGACAUACCACCCCAGUACGAAGAAGUCUCUGCCGCCCGAUCAAUUACCUCCAGCAGUCACUUUGCCCACAAGAUUGUCGAUCCAAUGAGCACCUCAUUCUACGGAGCACUGCCAGACUCAUUCGAUACCAAACCAACCUCCGCCACACAGCCGAUAACCAUUCAGGGCGCCACUCAGCGCCUACAAGACUUUGCCGAAUCGCCCAUGUCCCAGUCCUCGGGUUCGGUGGACAGCACCCGCCACACGGGCGGAGAUAUUAAAUUCCUCGAGGAGGCGGAAAUGGGAUUCAAACAGGCGCUCAAGGAACACGUUGAGUUGCGGGGAGCCGACGUAAUGUCCUCGGUCACAGCUAAAUAUUCCUACUCGCCCUCGAAGGCCGAAGAGGUGGAGCAAACAGUGAGCAGUGCCGAACAACCCAAAUUCCCGCUGAGCAGCGUACAAAAACCCAAACUCUCCGAUGGAGCAACCACCACAAUGACCUCAGUGGAAACGACACAGGAUGGUGAUGGCAAGACCACCACCGUGACGACAACCACAACCACCAGCCAGACGACGGCCGGUGUGACCAGCCGCAUAACCGCCACAGAAACCACAACGUCCAGCCAGUCCAGUUCCUCGACCACAGCCAGCAGCGUUGACGACAAACUCAAGGAGUGGGGCAAACCAUUGGGCCUGCCCUCACCAGCUCCCAUGGCGGCCGAGGGCAGUGGUGACGUUCGCACCACACCUAAGAAGGAGCGACGACUGAUGGCCACAAAGACACGCCUGAACAAUGAGAAGAAUUUGCGCAAACGCUCCGAAUCGCCCAGCAAAGCCAAGAAGCCCUCACCCGUCUACGUGGACUUGACCUAUGUGCCACACAACGGCAAUUCGUACUACUCGCACGUGGAGUUCUUCAAGAGGGUGCGAGCUCGCUACUAUGUGUUCUCAGGUACCGAACCCAGCCGCCAGGUGUACGAUGCCUUGCUGGAGGCCAAGCAAACCUGGGAGGAUAAAGAAUUAGAGGUAACUAUCAUUCCCACCUAUGACACCGAUGUCCUGGGCUAUUGGGUGGCCGAAAACGAGGAGCUGCUUGCCAAAUAUCGCAUUGAUCUCUCGCCCUCGGCCUCACGGUGUACAAUAAAUCUCCAGGAUCACGAGACAUCUUGCUCCGCUUACCGUUUGGAGUUCUAGGCCACGGGGAUGUUUGUAGCGUUUUCGGAAAAUUAAGUUUCAAAAUUCAGUUAUCGUCGUGUACUAGAGACAACCAAAAUAAUACCAACAAACAACCAACCAACCAAACCAAAGCCAGUAGUAGUGUAAUACUCUCUCUUUAAAAGAAAACAAAAUUAAGAACAACAACAACAACUCUCAUACUCACAACCAAAAAAAAAAAGGCUGCUGAUGGCUUACGAAGACAAAACCAAAAGCUUUACUCACGACGGCGGAGCGGAGACGAAGGCAAAGCUUUUUUUCGUAAUUACUCAGUUACUCAGACUCAGAUACCCAGGCAAGCCAAUAAAGCUUUUGGCGUGAUAACAAAAGCUCUAUUGUUGCCGGCUGCAGUUGCAGGUGCGAAGCUCACAGGUCCUUUUUUGAAUUUCAAUUUUGAAUUUAUUGUAAAACGAAUAAGGCGGGGUUUUAUGGCGGGCCGAAUAGCGUGCAGCUCGUUUUUCUUUCCUCACGGAUCGCUUAUUUGUUUGUUUGCGUUUUAUUUGUGCCAGAGGCCAAACAGACGAGAGAAGAAGAAGAAGAAAACGAACAGCAGACAACUUAAGGCUUAGAUUAUUUUCAUUUUGGAUUUAAGAAUUUUGAGUUUUCGAUUUUCAUUUCCAAAAAAGAAAGAAAGAAAAAAACUAUAAAACAAAUAGAGCAGGGGCAAACCAAAAAAAAAAAAACAAAAUGAAUAAAUAAAAGUGAAAAGAAAACAGAAAAACGAAACUAUUUUCAUGUAGUCACUUAGUAAGGUAAUUUAAACUACAAUAAUAAUAACAACAACAAAAAAACUCAUUUUCAAAUGUUAAAAAAAAUAAUAAACCAAAAAUAA
Molecule: messenger RNA, 26258 nt
Organism: Musca domestica (house fly)
Lineage: Eukaryota; Metazoa; Arthropoda; Insecta; Diptera; Muscidae
Gene: futsch
Product: microtubule-associated protein futsch
Exons: 8
Coding region: 2852-25405 (7517 amino acids)
Biological process (GO): microtubule cytoskeleton organization; dendrite development; regulation of microtubule depolymerization
Cellular component (GO): synapse; dendrite; microtubule associated complex
Molecular function (GO): actin binding; microtubule binding
Source: RefSeq, a predicted model, not a curated record